CAGUAGUUACAGCCUGAGAUCCACAUCUCUACUACCACACACUACCAAACACUACCACACAACCACACACAGAGACGGUCACACACUCCUAGACACUCCCUCACACACUGCCACACUGAUUAUGGAUGAGACAAUGGAGGGUCAUUCCCAAUGGAAGGGAUUAACACACUGAAGCCCAACUCAGUUGCUAUUGGAUACAGGGGACAACUGACAGAUUCUUCUGUUCUCACCAAAAUGGGAUGACUUUAAGUUAUUAACUUGAAGAAAUCUCGUCUUUUAAUUUGAAUGUUGAAGCAUUCCUAAUUUUGAUAAAAUCACGAGAUAUGAUUUAACAUUCUGUGAUGGAAGUAGACUGUGUGUGGAAUACGUACUUACUUGCAAAUGUCCUCAAUCUAUUACUACACAGUUGUGUCUGUGUAGAUCUGAGCUAUCAUGUAGAAGAAGAAAGCAAUCCCUUUACUUUUGUUGGGGAUAUUGCUGCUGACACACAAAUGGAAGAAACGGACUCUCCUGUAGGAAAUAACUUCAUCACAUACAACCAAAUACAGAGACAAAGAACAGGCAAUUCACAUUUGUUUAAUGUCACACAAGAUGGUAAAUUGUACACGGCUCAAACACUGGAUGCUGAGAAACUGUGUACAUACGAAUCAGAGUGUGUUAGAUACAUCAAAGUUGCUGUACAUAGAAGGAAGACGUUUUUGAAAAUUAUUAAAAUAAAAGUAAUUAUAGAAGACAUUAAUGAUCACAGCCCAGAGUUUCCUCAAACAGAAAUAAAUAUGACAUUUGGUGAGCGUGAUGGAGAAGGUGCUGAAGAAUUAAUUCCUGAGGCGUUCGACAAAGAUAUUGGAAUGGAAAACUCAGAAGUUACAUAUAAAUUGAAGAAACAAUUUAGUGAUCCAUUUAUAUUGUCUGUGAGGAAAACUAUCACUGGAGGGGCAAAGAUAGGAAUUAUUCUUGGAGACAAACUAGACAGAGAAAUACAAGAUAGUUACAAUCUAGAAGUGAUAGCUAAUGAUGGAGGACAACCUUCAAAAGAAGGAAUUUUACAUGUUCAUAUAAAAAUAAUUGAUGUUAACGAUAACUCACCAGUUUUUUCACAACAUAUUUAUAAUAUUUCCAUCAAAAAUACACAUCCUAACAACAACCCUAUUUUUUGUGUCUGUGUAGAUCUGAGUUAUCAUGUAGAAGAAGAAAGCAAUCCCUUUACUUUUGUUGGGGAUAUUGCUGCUGACACACAAAUGGAAGAAACGGACUCUCUUGUAGGAAAUAACUUCAUUACAUACAACCAAAUGCAACAACAAUGGACAGCGAAUUCACAUUUAUUCAAUGUCACACAAGAUGGUAAAUUGUACACGGCUCAAACACUGGAUGCAGAGAAACUGUGUACAUAUGAAUCAGAGUGUGUUAGAUACAUCAAAGUUGCUGUACGUAAAAGGAAGACAUUUUUGAAAAUUAUUAAAAUUAAAGUAAUUAUAGAAGACAUUAAUGACCACAGCCCUGAGUUUCCUCAAAAAGAAAUAAAUAUGACAUUUGGUGAGCGUGAUGGAGAAGGUGCUGAAGGAUUAAUUCCAGAUGCCAUUGACAAAGAUAUUGGAAUGGAAAACUCAGAAAUUACAUAUAAAUUGAAGAAACAAUUUAGUGAUCCAUUUAUAUUGUCUGUGAGGAAAACUAUCACUGGAGGGGCAAAAAUAGGAAUUAUUCUUGGAGACAAACUAGACAGAGAAAUACAAGAUAGUUAUAAUCUAGAAAGCAGCAGUAUUCCUGGUACCCCAGUGAGGUACUCUUCUGAGAUGAAUAAUAGAAACAUGCCAUUUGUGGAAUGUAAGGAAGAUUUUUACCCGCAGUAUGAGUCUCAGAUUGAUUGGUCAAACACGGGUACCCUGGAGAAGAGUCCACCCAAUACAGUAUUGUACCAUGUCGACGAAGAAAGUAGUCCCCAAACUUUUAUUGGAGAUGUUGCUGCUGAUGCCAUGCUGGGUGACAGUGGCUCUUUGACAGACAGAAAUCUACUAACAUAUAACCAACUUCAGCAAGAAUGGAUGGAAAGUUCCCAGUUGUUCAAUGUCACACAAGAUGGUAAAUUGUACACGGCACACAAAAUUGAUGCCGAGUCUCUGUGCAAACCAAGGAAACAAUGUUUCAAAUAUAUUAAAAUAUCUGUAAACAAGGCAAAGUCUUUUAUGAAGAUUCUGAAAGUCAAAAAACUAGGGAUGGAAACAAGGGAAACGCAUUUGUUCUUUCUUCUUAAUAUCUUCAUUCUGUUCUGGCAAAGCAGUGUGUGUGAAGAUAUUGUAUAUUAUGUGAAAGAUGAAGACAUUACAGGAACAUACAUUGGAGAUGUUGCAGCUGAUUCCCUCGUCAUGGAGGAUAUGGAAUCACAUGAGCAGACAUCCAUCAUAUUUAAUCAAAUACAGCACCGAAGAACACACAGUUCCCAGGUGUUCAAUGUUACUAAAGAUGGUAAAUUGUACACGGCACACAAAAUUGAUGCCGAGUCUCUGUGCAAACCAAGGAAACAAUGUUUCAAAUAUAUUAAGAUAGCUGUAAACAAGGCAAAAUCUUUUAUGAAGAUUCUGAAAGUCAAAGUAAUUAUAGAAGACAUUAACGAUCACAGCCCUGAGUUUCCUCAGAAAGAAAUAAAUGUUAUGUAUGAUGAAGAUGAUGGAGAGGGAGCAGAAAGAUUAAUUCCAGAUGCCUUUGACAAAGAUGUUGGAAUGGAAAACUCAGAAAUUACAUAUAAACUGAAGAAACAAUUUAAUGACCCAUUUAUAUUGUCUGUGAGAAAAACCAUCACAGGAAGAGCAAAAAUAGGAAUUGUUCUUGGAGACAAACUAGACAGAGAAAUCAAAGAUACUUACAAUCUAGAAGUGAUAGCUAAUGAUGGAGGAAAACCUUCAAAAAAUGGAAUUUUACAUGUUCAUAUUAAAAUAAUUGAUGUGAAUGAUAACUCACCAGUUUUUUCACAACAUAUUUACAAUAUUUCCAUCAAAAAUAUACAUCCUAACAACAACCCAAUUUUGACAUUGUCUGCAAAAGACCCAGAUUCUGGCAAUAAUGGUAAAGUGUCUUAUUAUUUCAGUUCAGAAACACCAGAAAAUGCCAAACAAUGUUAUAUAUUGAAAAGAGAGUCUGGAAAAUUGUUUAUCACAGAAAAUUUCUCAAAAGAGAGACAUCGCAUUUAUGAAUUAUAUGUCGAGGCCAAAGAUGGAGGGAAUCCAUCCUUAAAUUCCUUUGCCAUUGUACGGGUGAAUGUUCUCAAUGAAAAGAACCAUGCUCCUGAAAUUGAUAUAAAUUUUGUGUCUGAAUUGAAGAAGGACACUGCAGCUAUUUACGAAGGAACAAAAGUGGGCAGUUAUCUAGCUUAUGUGAAUGUGGUGGACAAUGAUGUUGGUGCAAAUGGAGAAGUGAGUUGUAAAUUAGAACAUGAUAAAGUUGUCCUCUCACAUUUAGGAUCAAAGGAAUACAAGAUUACU
Octopus bimaculoides (California two-spot octopus) is the source of this 3473-nucleotide messenger RNA. RefSeq names its product protocadherin beta-16-like. Gene Ontology annotation, cellular component: plasma membrane. NCBI's taxonomy places the organism in Eukaryota, Metazoa, Mollusca, Cephalopoda, Octopoda, Octopodidae. Gene Ontology annotation, molecular function: calcium ion binding. Gene Ontology annotation, biological process: homophilic cell-cell adhesion. The record is from RefSeq and is a predicted model, not a curated record.